AUAUGUUGAUGAUUGCACGGAGAGAACUCUCAUCUGAGGCUCCCGUUCUAUCUCUCUCUGUCUCUCCGUCUCUCUCCGAAGCUUUUCGGGUUCGUUCUUGAAGAAGAAGGAGAAGAAGAAGAAGAAGAAGAAGAUGUCUCUGCUCUCCGAUCUUCUGAACCUCAACCUCUCGGACACCACCGACAAGAUAAUCGCCGAGUACAUAUGGAUCGGUGGAUCGGGUAUGGACUUGAGAAGCAAAGGGAGGACUCUUAAUGGACCGGUGAGCGAUCCGGCAAAGCUUCCGAAGUGGAACUACGAUGGAUCGAGCACUGGCCAGGCUCCCGGCGAAGACAGUGAAGUCAUAUUAUAUCCCCAAGCAAUUUUCAAGGACCCAUUUAGGAGGGGCAACAAUAUUUUGGUCAUGUGCGAUGCUUAUACUCCUGCUGGAGAGCCCAUCCCCACGAACAAGAGAUUCGAUGCUGCCAAGAUCUUCAGCCAGCCAGAUGUUGUUGCUGAGGAGCCUUGGUAUGGGAUCGAGCAGGAGUACACCUUGUUGCAGAAGAAUGUGAAGUGGCCGCUCGGCUGGCCGGUGGGAGGCUACCCUGGACCUCAGGGACCGUACUACUGCGGUGUUGGAGCCGACAAGGCACUGGGUAGGGACAUCGUGAACUCUCACUACAAAGCUUGUCUCUAUGCUGGGAUCAACAUCAGCGGCAUCAAUGGCGAAGUCAUGCCCGGCCAGUGGGAAUUCCAAGUUGGCCCUGCUGUUGGCAUCUCUGCCGGAGAUGAACUGUGGGUGGCUCGCUACAUCUUGGAGAGGAUCACAGAAAUUGCUGAUGUUGUCCUCUCCUUUGACCCCAAGCCCAUUCAGGGUGACUGGAAUGGUGCUGGUGCCCACACAAACUACAGUACCAAGUCGAUGAGGAACGAGGGAGGAUAUGAGAUUAUCAAGCAGGCGAUUGAGAAGCUCGGAGUGAGGCACAAGGAGCACAUUGCUGCUUAUGGAGAAGGCAAUGAGCGCCGCCUCACUGGACGACACGAAACAGCCGACAUCAACACCUUCUUAUGGGGAGUGGCGAACCGUGGAGCGUCGAUUAGGGUUGGGAGAGACACGGAGAGAGAAGGCAAGGGCUACUUUGAGGACAGAAGGCCAGCCUCCAACAUGGACCCUUAUGUGGUGACCUCCAUGAUUGCGGAGACCACCCUCCUCUGGAAACCAUGAAAGACCAGAGACGAUUGAGAAGAGAGGAAGAAGCCAACAGCCACCGACUUGAUGUUCUCCUAAAUCAUCGCAAUCAAAACAAGAACAUCCGUUGGGUUCUCUCUGUUUUUAUGUCCUUGUGGGGGAGUGUUGAGAACAAGAAAAAUUGUACCUCGUUCUGUUUCCUUUCUUCUUCAAGAUUUGGUUGUCUUAUGCUAGGGUUAAAGUCUGGGGUAAAGUCAAGAUCAUGCAUAUUGCGGUGGUGUCUUCGGACGUCCAGCCAUUGUUACGUACCGUUUGCAUUUAUCUUUAUGAUGAAUAAAGUCGACGACUACAUCGACAACUUAGCGUU
Syzygium oleosum is the source of this 1535-nucleotide messenger RNA. Its product is annotated as glutamine synthetase cytosolic isozyme 2. The record is from RefSeq and is a predicted model, not a curated record. Bases 134 to 1204 code for a protein of 356 amino acids. NCBI's taxonomy places the organism in Eukaryota, Viridiplantae, Streptophyta, Magnoliopsida, Myrtales, Myrtaceae. The transcript has 12 exons. Gene Ontology annotation, molecular function: glutamine synthetase activity. Gene Ontology annotation, cellular component: cytoplasm.